Molecule: messenger RNA, 537 nt
Organism: Penicillium egyptiacum
Lineage: Eukaryota; Fungi; Ascomycota; Eurotiomycetes; Eurotiales; Aspergillaceae
Source: the annotation of a GenBank genome assembly
AUGGCAGACGGAUUCAACCAAGCCCGCGCUAUGCGAGUCGCCGAGAUAAUCAACGACUACCGCACUCUUCUGCUCCACAUCUCGCAACAGCAAGUCCAAGCAUCCCAAGAAGAAUACUGGGAAGAUGGCUUCGUCGUACUGCGCGAGUCCCAAGCCUCAGCACAGACCCUAAUGUCCGCCAACUACCAACCCAGCCCGGUAACAGGGCAAGGGAACGUCGAGACCGAGAAAGCCGAGCUACAAAGAGUCAUCCUGGACGGCAGCGCACGCCGAUUCCAAGCGCACAAGAUCUACCUGCGCGCCGCCGCAGCCCGGCGAUGGGCCAUGACGCGCGCUGGCAUCCUACGCGGCUCCCCUCCAGCAGCCCAGCACUCUGCAGCCUUGAAGAGUGCAACCGCCACACUCCAUCAGGAUCUGGCUCGCUUCACAGACCAGCAUGUGGUGGCGGAUUUGCGAGCUGCUGAUCUGCGCGCUGGUCACUGGGUUGACGAUGACCCUUCCUUGGAGGCGAUCCGUCGCUGGAUUGGGAGUCGGUAA